Messenger RNA from Botrytis sinoallii, 2133 nucleotides. RefSeq lists its product as uncharacterized. NCBI's taxonomy places the organism in Eukaryota, Fungi, Ascomycota, Leotiomycetes, Helotiales, Sclerotiniaceae. The transcript has a single exon. Gene Ontology annotation, biological process: protein phosphorylation. The record is from RefSeq and is a predicted model, not a curated record. Bases 1 to 2133 code for a protein of 710 amino acids. Gene Ontology annotation, molecular function: ATP binding; protein kinase activity.
AUGGCAGAAGAAGAUGUCUACGAUCCCGACCUUGACCAGGACCUCGAAUUCUACGAAGGGCCAGAUCCUGCCGAGCAUGUUGGAAUGCCAGCGGAUAUAAAAGCGCCCCGAGACCCCCUUGCACUUCAUGAUAUUGGGUGGCGGCGUCGUCGGAAACGAUGGUUGGACAAGGUCUGGACGUGGAAUGAACCAUUGAAUCCGAUGUAUGAAGGUGUAAAAAUUCUCUCAAGCCAGGGCGAUUGUUUAGUAGGCCUUUGGAGAGCGGAAACGCAAUUUGGGCAAAAGAAUAUAAUUGUCAAGCAACGUCCUCGCUCGUGGCGUGAUUUGAAAGACCCGAUGGGACAAAAGUUGUCAGACGAGUCAAAGCAUUAUGAGAAUUUACAAUCGCUACUUCCACCUGGUCACAACCAUCAUAUUGUGAAGCUCUUCAAGCAAGCCUGGGUAGAUGAAGGGAAAAACUAUUUGAGCCAGGACGUGGGGCAAGUGGAAAGAAUGAUAUUGGAAUAUUGUAAUGGUAGCCUCGAUGAUUUAAUAAGUUGGAACGUUAGGCAUCAUACGAAAGUCUCCGAACGAAGCUCGUGGGAGAUCUUUCACUGCCUUGCUCGGAGUCUACUUAUCAUGAAACACGGUAACGAAAAUCCGGCUGAUUACAGUCGACAAUAUGACCCUAUGGGCAACGAUCUCAACAUUGUCCAUUUUGAUCUCAAUCCACAAAAUAUAUACAUCAAGAAGUUCCCGCAUCCAACACAUUCAAGAGAUAGAGGCUAUGUGCCUGGUUCUUUUCGACAAGCGGCUAAAAUUAAGAUUCCUCAAAAUGAAGAAUACCAUCGAAAACAUUGUAAUUUAGGAAAUAUCAAUUCGCGUGCCCCAGAACAAUUGCGCGGGCGUGAUAUGAGGGACACAAGACCAUGGUUGCAAAGUCGGGUCAUUUAUCACAAGGCUGGUAAAGAUAAUACACUUCAAUCGGUCGUCUAUACAUCGAAAACGAAUGUCUGGCAAGUUGGUCUGAUCAUGUUCUGUAUAAUUCACUGUAGGACAUCGGUGAAUUGGAACGAUCUUGAAGCAAAGAGAAGUCAUGGUACACCUAGACUGGUUUAUGGAGGGCCUACUAUAAUGACCAAAACUCAUCAAUGGCAGAGGGUGAGCAAGGAUCUGGAACUUCCAUACAGUCGAAGCUUGCUAUAUGCUAUCUACGAAUGUCUUUUGAUUGAGCCCCCAAAUCGUCCAGAUGUUGCAACGUUGUUUGAAACGACAAGGGCCGGCCUUGCUCAGGCUAACAUUGAAGCUGGCUUGCCUCCACCGGAUUUGGCGGCCGCUCAACCUGCCGCUCAACCAGAACCAGAACCUGCACCAGCUGCACCAGCUGCACCUCUCGCUCCUCAGCAAGUACCUCUUCCAGCAGCUCCCCCCGAGCAAAUACAUCCUCCAGCCGUCCCUCGAGUGGCUCCCGUUGUAGAGAAUCCAGAAUUAGACCUUGACCCCGGACCACCAGAACCCCGUCUAGGACCUCCACCAGCACCCCUACAGCCACCUCAUGAUCCUCCAGCCCCCAACCAACAAGCAGCAGAGCCAGCGCCCCCACAACAAGAACCACCUGACCGUCCCAACGUAAUUCGAGCCGAAAUUCCUGACCCCCGAGCAGCAGUAUAUGCCGAGGCCGACGAGCAUCUUCCUGCCUACCAGCUCGAAGCCCCCGAAGGCGAAGUCAUGCUGCAGCCCGAAUGGGGCGCAGGCCUCGAGCGUCCAGCACCCAACUAUCCCGAGCCUCCCGUUUACGAGGAGUAUAUGCAGGCUCCAGCCGAACCUCAACCUCAUCCCGACCCUGAUAUUCCACAGCCUAGAAAUCAAUUCCCACCGAGACUCCCCGCCGCAGCCCCUCGUGCUCCACUACUUCCUCCAGCUCCGCGUCAAAUUCAACUCCCCCUUCUCAAUCUCCCCAGAGGUCUCCAACUAAGACCCGAUAAUCCCGUACUCAUAGCCGUUAUCCCCCCUGAAUAUCUCCCCUCUAUCCUCAUCUGCCACGUUAUAGAAAACGAUCUCUUCCACCGACAAAUCGGUAACAUAUACCUACAAAAUUUACGCCUAACACGUCAUUUUAUGAAAUCAAAUACAUGCUGGUGGCUGAGGGAUUAG